UAACCAAUCAAUACUCUCCCAAUUCCACUGAAAGAAGCGAAGCCGCUGGCUUUAAACGGACACGUAUCUGACUGUCUGAAAUGGGCUACAUGGGCAGAGGAACUCCUCUCAGUCUCGCUGUGGUGGUAAUAUUGUUCUCAUCGGGAAUGCCGUGGACUUUCCGUGAGGAGAAGGAGGAUGCGGACAGAGAAGUGUGUUCGGAAAACAAAAUCGCAACUACGAAAUAUCCGUGCGUAAAAUCCACGGGAGAGGUUACCACAUGCUACAGAAAGAAGUGCUGUGAGGGUUUUAAGUUUGUGCUGGGACAGUGUAUUCCAGAAGACUAUGACGUGUGUGCUGGGGCCCCUUGCGAACAACAGUGUACCGAUCAUUUCGGCCGUGUGGUAUGCACCUGUUACCAUGGUUAUCGCUACGACCGAGAACGACAUAAAAACCAUGAGAAACCAUACUGCCUGGACAUUGAUGAAUGUGCCAACAAUAAUGAGACGGUGUGCUCACAGAUCUGUGUGAACACCCCUGGCAGCUAUCGCUGUGAUUGCAAGAGAGGCUUCUACCUAGAGGAUGAUGGAAAAACAUGCACCAAGGGCGAAAGAGCUCCACUUUUUGAGAAGUCAGACAACGUCAUGAUAGCGGGAACAUGCUCGGCCACAUGUGAGGACUUCCAUCAGAUGAAGAUAACUGUUCUCCAACUCAAACAGAAGAUGGCCAUGUUGCCAAGCAACACAGAGGUGAAUAAGCAGACGACCAAUGAAAAGAUGCUGACAAGACCUGGACCUCCUGGGCCACCUGGGCCUUUAGGGAGCCCAGGACACAAAGGUUCCACUGGCCCUCCUGGACAGAUGGGGCCACCAGGCUUGCCUGGCCCUCGUGGUGACAUGGGGCCCAUUGGUCCCUCUCCAGACCUCUCUCAUAUCAAACAAGGUCGGCGUGGUCCAAUGGGUCCUCCUGGGGCACCAGGGAAAGAUGGCAUGAAGGGAGAGAGAGGGCUUCCCGGCCUUUCUGGACCUCCAGGCCCACCUGGAUCCUUUGACUUCCUUUUGCUCCUUAUGGCCGACAUUCGCCAUGACAUCGCAGAACUACAGAAUAAAGUGUUAGGAAGACCGUUGCACUCUUCUGGAGAGGAUUUACCCCCUGCCCCGGACACCUGGAGAGAUAACCAGGAAAGUCUGGACUUUGGCUCUGGAGAAGACUACAAACCUCAGAGCCCCAACAAGAGCACCAGGAAGAGAAAAUUGCACCGAACCUUAAAUAGUCCAGAUUGGCCGAUUUGAGACCGGCAAAAAAAGAACUGAUUAAACGGAGAAUGAGUGGUGUAAAUAUCACAGAAUGGUUGCUAUUUAACUGUACACUCUGGGGGGGG
Messenger RNA from Xyrauchen texanus (razorback sucker), 1360 nucleotides. Its product is annotated as collagen and calcium-binding EGF domain-containing protein 1. Bases 81 to 1271 code for a protein of 396 amino acids. The record is from RefSeq and is a predicted model, not a curated record. The transcript is spliced from 11 exons. Gene Ontology annotation, molecular function: calcium ion binding. NCBI's taxonomy places the organism in Eukaryota, Metazoa, Chordata, Actinopteri, Cypriniformes, Catostomidae.